This is a messenger RNA of Cyprinus carpio (common carp), 3028 nucleotides long. It is a transcript of the gene fbln7, whose product is annotated as fibulin-7. The coding region runs from base 421 to 1749 and encodes 442 amino acids. The record is from RefSeq and is a predicted model, not a curated record. Gene Ontology annotation, molecular function: calcium ion binding. The transcript has 8 exons. NCBI's taxonomy places the organism in Eukaryota, Metazoa, Chordata, Actinopteri, Cypriniformes, Cyprinidae.
AACAUUUAUUUAGAAAAUGUAGGAGACAAAUGUUAUCAAUUGUAAGCCACGUGUUUUAUGUCUCAUUUUUAUCAUGCAUAUGUAGAUCUGUGCAGUAUCACAUGGAGACAUUUUGAUGGACGAAUGAAUUCUGCCCCCACAGAAGAAUCUGCGCUUCGGUUCGAUCGAAUCAUUUAAAAGAAUCGUUCCAAAAGAACAACUCGCGAAUCAGUCAUCACGACUCCACAGGCGCUCGCGCGUCUUCAUGAGGAGAACAGGAGCAUCUUUACUAACUCCUGCAACACUUUAUCAAACAUUUCCUCUCAGGCUUGUUUCCAACGAGUGUUAGACUGCACAGCUUGGAAGGAUUAACUUAAGGAUUAAAAACAACCGACACAAGAAGAAAAUUCAGCGCUUUUACAGAGACCCAGAAAUAGGAGGAUGAAGUUAUCAUACACAGUUUAUCUCCUGCUGAAUUUUUUAUCAUUAUACGACUGUAAUGAUGCAGCGCAGGGUUGUAUGGAUAAGCACCGAGUGAUGGGGAUACUGCAUCAAAUGGAGAAGUUUCUUAAAGGACAGGAGAUCAGAUUCACCGAAGGUCUUCGGAUUAUGAAGUCCAAGCUCACCAACCUUCAAAACUCAGUGUCCAAGCUCCCACAAGCAGACCAGUCCUCGUCUCAGUCCUCAUGUCCACCUCUGUUGGCUCCGGCACACGGGAGGAAGUUUGGCUCAAAGUACCUGGUGGGUCAUGAAGUCCAUUUCACGUGUUCUCAGGGUUAUCGCAUGAUUGGACCGGGAACACGUGUGUGCCAUGAGAACGGUACUUGGAGCGGAGUCAGUGUCAUCUGCAAAGAUGUGAGCGUGUGCACCAGUAACCCGUGUCAGAAUGGCGGCACCUGUGUGGAAACUCUGAACCAGUUCAAGUGCACCUGUCCACACAACUGGAGCGGGAGUCAAUGUCAAUACCAGACACAGACAGCGCCUCCGGAGUGGAGCGUCAUGAAUGACCCGGCCUUCAGCCACAAGCCCCGCUGUGCCAAAGUGGACCGAGCUCAACACUGCAGCUGUGACGCUGGCUUCCACAUGAGCGGCACCUCAGACAACAGCAUCUGUCAGGAUGUGAAUGAAUGUGAGGUGUAUAAGGCUGACCGUGGAGGGCCUCUGUGUGGUCACGCCUGUGUAAACGUCCCGGGAUCGUACCACUGUUCCUGUCCCACCGGAUACAAGCUGCUCACUGAUGGAAGAAGCUGUGAGGAUGUGGAUGAAUGUCUUACACAACAGCACAACUGCAGCCGUGGCACCACCUGUAUCAACACCGGAGGAGGUUUCCAGUGCGUUAACCCAGAGUGUCCACCCUCGCACGGCAACAUCAGCUACGUGAAAACAUCACCUCUCCAAUGUGAAAGGAAUCCCUGUCCCAUGGAGAGCCGCUCCUGUCCGUUUGCCGCUAAGACCAUUUCUUACCACUACCUCUCUCUGCCGUCCAACCUGCGCACCCCGGCCACCCUGUUCCGCAUGGCCACCGCAACAGCUCCGGGUCGGCCGGGUCCGGACAGCCUUCGGUUUGGCAUCGCAGGUGGAGGUGACGCCCGCAGCAUGUUUGUGAUGCAGCGCUCAGACCGUCAGACCGGAGAGCUGAUCCUGGUCCAGCUGCUGCGAGGCCCACAGGAGCUCAGCGUGGAGGUGGAGAUGUCCGAAUACGCCGAACGCACUUUCCAAGCCAAACAUCUGGCGCGGGUCAAUCUUCUGAUUUCACCCUACGUGUUCUGAAGAGGCUGGUCGCUGUCUAAAUUGAGUGUUGAUGUUUAGACUUGAAGAGGAAAGAAUGUUUUCCUUGUUGCUAAAGCUGAAUGAUAGAGUUAUUCUCAGAUGAAGCUCGAUAUUGAUGCUGGAAUAGCACAUAACCGUAAGAUAUAGAAAGUACAGUGGAAAGUCAUGCUCAUAUGGAAGUGAAAUUAUGAUCUUUAAGGUAAUAACCCUAAAUAAAAAAUCAUAUAAAAUGCUUUUGCUUUACCCGGUAAUACAUUUCAUGAUUAAAGGUUAAGUGUGUUCUCUUGUCUCAAAUUUAAUAUACUUUUGUGCUGGAUAUCUGUUUUUAAAAUCGAAUUUAAGACUCUUAAAGAUAAUUUUAAGAGCCUGCUGCACAAAUAUGAAUACUAUUAUGUCCAAAUAGAACAAACCUCACAUUAUUUAACUAAUUUAAGCACUCAUGUAUUUAAUUAAAUCGUAUCCAUUUAAAGUUUAAUAACCACAUUAGGCCGCUUUAUCCCCAAAUUUAAGACCAUUUAAAAUGAUAAUUAUGACUUUUGUUAUACCAUUUAAGAUUUUUGAACCUUACAUUUGAUAAAAAAAAAAGAAGGUCACAAAAAUUACUCACUUGACCUUCGAUAAACCAUUUCACAAAUCUCCUUUCUCAUUUCAACAAAAGUCAAAUUAAUAUAGGUUUAGCAAGUGGAAAACAGUAGAGUAAAGCAUAUAGCCUAAUGUACGUGAAAGAAAAAACAAGUGGUAAAAAGUUGUGAAUGCUGAAACUCAACGAGAGCUUUAUAAUUGGUUCGAUCAAUCAGUUAGGAAAAGAAGAUGGGAUUGUGUUUUAAGAGCCAAAGAAUGAAAGUCUAAAGACACAAACAUCAGCUAAACCUGAUGAACAGAACAGUGGGUCAUUCCUUGUUUUUAUUUCCUUCUUCUGCUUCAGUACAUGGUUAAUUUAAGCUUGUAAUUAUGCACUGCUGUCAAUCAACGGGGUUCAAACAGACUGAAAUGAACAACAGCACUUCUCAGCAUUUGCCUACAUGAGAAAAAGUGCCUUUUUUAUUGUUAUUGUUCCUUUAUGCUUGUUGGAUGUUUCAUAAUAAGAACAACGAAGUCUGAACAUUGCAUUUUUUUUGUAAUUAUGCAUUUGAAUAUGAUAUAUUGCUACAGUAUUCGCAUCUGUCGCUCAUGUUAUAUCAGGUGUGGGAUCAAAUACUGAUUUCACACAUUAUUGCAUUUAAUUGCUGUCUUGCACACACAUGUUGAAUGUUUCUUAAUUAAAGUCAGAAAUUCAUUU